Messenger RNA from Maniola jurtina (meadow brown), 1517 nucleotides. RefSeq names its product serine protease inhibitor 88Ea-like. Lineage: Eukaryota; Metazoa; Arthropoda; Insecta; Lepidoptera; Nymphalidae. The transcript has a single exon. The record is from RefSeq and is a predicted model, not a curated record. Bases 2 to 1204 code for a protein of 400 amino acids. Gene Ontology annotation, molecular function: serine-type endopeptidase inhibitor activity.
GAUGCGUUCAGUUGUAUUAAUUAUAAUAUUUUUAAUCGCUGCCUCUUCAGGUGACUCAGAUUUCAAUUCAAAUGUAGCCAAAUUUAGCGUCGAGCUGCUAUAUCGCACCAUGCAAGAUGCAGGUUGGCAAAGUAGGGUGAUGUCACCUUAUACUAUUUGGUCUUUACUAACAAGCAUGGCAUAUGAAAAUUUGGGAGAUACGUGGGAAGAAGUUUCGAACGUAUUUUUACUAACGAAGAACAGAAGUGAAUUCGUAGAAGCGUUCACGAAUCUGAGACAAUCAGUGUUCCGUGUAAAUAAUAUGGUGUCAUGGAAUUUCCUUUUUUAUGACGAAAAUUUUCAUAUUCACUCAGACAGUAUAAGCCGGUUGGAAAAUAACUUCGGUUUUAUUACUCGGCGUUUUAAUUUUAAGGACCAACAAGGCGCAACAGUUUUUCGUUUGCGAAUCUUAGAAGAACAUCUUAUACCGACAAUCGGGUGGCAUGGUGUAUUGAGCAUUCAAGAUUUCAUAAAUUCAACGAUGAUUAUCAACAAUUUCUCGCAAUUUUACGCGGAAUGGUCAAAUCCGUUUACAAAUAAAUUAACGCCAGUUUAUAAUGGACAUAGAAAUUCAACUGGAUAUAUGACAAUAAUGUCUGCGAAAGGGCGAUUCCGCAUCUCUAAUUUUGAAUCUUUAAAAGCAACUGUGACAGAGUUGCCAUACAAAGGUAGAGAAUAUGGCAUGCUCCUCAUCAGACCACACAGCGGACAUGAAAUUCAAGAAGUAUUCAAUAACCUCAGAAAUAUCUCAUUGAAUGACAUCUUUGCUAAGCUUCAAAAUGACGGCGACGAGUCUGGAUGGAAUGAGGUUGAGGUAAAUUUGCCGUCAUUUUCUGAUGAAACCAGGAUAAACUUAAACAAACCCCUAUUUAAAAUGGGACUUUCUUCCAUGUUCGAUGAGAAUUCCGCCGAUUUCAACAAUUUUUCUGAAGAUGAUAUAUAUAUUUCUGAAAUCACACACAGAACAUCUUUUGUUGUCAAUUUUAACAGAACUUACAUAAUCACAACUACACCCACUUUACUGCCGCCUAGCAAGUCAAAGAGAAACGAUUGGACGGUAGUUAAAUCAAAUGAUCCGUUUAUUUAUCUCAUAGUGGUAAAAUCCACAGUCACAUUACUCUUUGGUGGAUCUUAUACGGACACCAUAUUGUAUCAACCCUUCUAGGAUGAAAUAUAGCAAAAGCCAUUUUUUCAACUUUAAUUGAUGCUAUUUCAUUCACUUUAACGAGCUCUAUGAAUCAGUUCGCGAAAAAACAUCUUUUACUAGGUGCCCAAAAAAUUUCAGACUAAUUCUUGUAUUUUUAAGAAAAGUCCGCUUGGGUGGGAUAUUUAGAGGAGAAAGGUUAAUUACCUAUACGUAUUGUGGAGAAAGAGGUCAAUAAAUGGGAAAUGACUGUGGAGGAGAUCAGGACCGAAAAAAUAUGGUUAUAGUGCUACAGGAUGAUGAUGAUGAUGAUGACCUACCUACUCUACGUACA